AGAAUCAGGUGCUGGAAGAACACUAUAUUGUCUUUAUUACUUUUCUAUCUAUAUAUUCAGCCGAGACUUGAAUAGCGAUGUGCCAGGAUCAAUGGGGGGAGUGUAAAGAACUCCCGCCAGCGCUACAAAGUCAAAAGUCUUCCAUGCCCACAUUCAGUCCUCACUUCUUUGUUGAUUCACUUCUCUCUUCAUCAGCUCUAAUUUGUUCUUGAGAAUACGCCAUAGUUUUCGAUCUCUGAAAUUUUCAAUCCAGAAUUGUCCGUUUGCCGCUGUUGAGUUUUCCUGGAUUAUCCAAAGCCAAGAUGAAGAGCAGAGGCAAAUCAAGUGUAGGUCGAUGGCGGACCCUAGGGUUGCCCUUCGUUUUCCUCUUAUGCCUCUUCUUCUUCCUCGCAGGCUUCUUCGGCUCUUCUCUCUUCUUUCACCAGGAUGAAGGAAUUGUACGGCCUGUGCCUAGGAUGCUGGAGUCAAUGGAUGGUUAUGAUCCGCAGCCGCACGGCGAGACUGGAGAGGAUUCUCUGACUAUCAUCCCAUAUCAGGUAUUAAGCUGGUAUCCUCGUGCAUUAUACUUUCCCAAUUUUGCAACUGCAGAGCAAUGUGAAAGCAUUAUUAAAAUGGCCAAGGCAAACCUUCAACCUUCAUCUUUAGCUUUUCGUAAGGGAGAGACCUCUGAAAAUACCAAAGGAAUAAGGACAAGCUCUGGCAUGUUUAUAAGUGCUUCUGAAGACAAGACUGGAACUUUGGAUCUCAUUGAGGAGAAAAUCGCUAGGGCGACCAUGAUCCCCAGGUCUCAUGGAGAGUCGUUUAAUGUUCUGCGGUAUGAAAUUGACCAAAGCUAUCAUUCUCAUUACGAUGCAUUCAACCCCGCUGAGUAUGGCCCACAGAAGAGCCAAAGGGUUGCUUCAUUCUUACUGUACCUAUCUAAUGUUGAAGAAGGUGGAGAAACGAUGUUUCCUUUUGAGCAUGGGCAGAAUAUGGAUAGUAAUUAUGCUUUCCGCGAGUGUUUAGGCUUAAAAGUAAAGCCCCGCAAAGGAGAUGGACUUCUAUUCUACUCACUUUUACAAAAUGGUACAAUUGAUGCGACCUCGCUCCAUGGGAGCUGUCCAGUGAUCAAAGGACAAAAAUGGGUGGCAACGAAGUGGAUUCGGGAUCAAGAACAAGAUGAUGAGUAAUAUGUCUAUUCUACCCUUCUCAAUUACUCUGUAAUUUCAAUCGUUACUAUAGUUAGGAGGAGCUUCUAACCUUGAGAUUCCCUAUCUUUUGUGAUUUGCAAUCGGUAUAAAUGUAUACCACUGUAUUAUAUUCCACAAAUAGGCCAUUUUCUCUUGGUUAUAUUUUGGAGGAUAAUUUCUGUACUAACCUGCAAAACGGCUCAAAAUUUAAAUUAUAAUACUCGCUAAAUAUUUAAGGAAUGGUAUGACUCCCUCACGGAUUCAUCUCAUUUUAUGCCCAUUUACCUGGAUCCGGAACCUCUCCCUUGCUUUGCAGCAAGGUAAGGUGCCCGACUGAUUAGCAUCGUCCGAUCAAGAAACCCAUGGCCGCAGAUUUUGGAGGACCGCAUCUCGAGGCACCUUCUUCUUCAUCAGUCCGUCCGUUGCCGCAAGGCUACGGCAGAGGAUCUCAAUCCCAUUUACUUGCACCAUUCCAAAUCAGUUUAUAUAAAACUCAUAUAUUCACUUUAUCAAUUUAGUUUUUCUCUGUAAUUCAUGAUUUUCAAUUUUUUCAUCUAGUAUUAUUUUUUGAAUUAAACUCUUACUUGUAUUAUAAUAUACUACCUCC
Messenger RNA from Cuscuta europaea, 1776 nucleotides. The record is from the annotation of a GenBank genome assembly. Lineage: Eukaryota; Viridiplantae; Streptophyta; Magnoliopsida; Solanales; Convolvulaceae.